ACUGAAAGGGUGGGGUUGGCCGGCCCCAUUCUUCCUCCCUGCACGGCAGACCCCAGCGCCGUCCCUGCGCUGCGUCCCCACAGCCGCCCCGACUCGCGGUGCUGGGCCGCUCGGGGCAGGCGUGGGGCAGCAGGCACAGCACAGCACAGCAGUGUCCAUCUGGGGCGGCCGGGAGGGCUCGAGGACACAGCGAGGACCUGUCCAUUCUGCCCAUCACUGCUGGGGGUGACACAGUUGCUGCAACACAAGCAACCCCGUGAGCACGGCGAGGCGGCAGCUGGGGUGGCUGACAUGGCCAGCAUCAUCCUGGAGAGCAUCUUCUUGAAGCGCUCGCAGCAGAAGAAGAAAACAUCUCCCCUCAACUUCAAGAAGCGCCUGUUCCUGCUGACAGAGAGCAAGCUGUCCUACUAUGAGUACGACUUUGAGCGCGGGCGCCGAGGCAGCAAGAAAGGGUCGGUGGACAUUGAGAAGAUCACCUGCGUGGAGACGGUGGUACCCGAAAACAACCCUCCCCCUGAGCGGCAGGUCCCGAAGAAAGGGGAGGAUUACAACAUGGAGCAGAUCUCCAUCAUUGAGCGGUUCCCCUACCCCUUUCAGGUGGUGUACGACGAGGGGCCCCUCUAUGUCUUCUCCCCGACAGAGGAGCUGCGCAAACGCUGGAUCCAUCAGCUGAAGAGCGGUGAGUUAUGGGGCACCCAGCUGCGUGUGCGGCGUGACUCAGAGCACUGGGUUUCCGGGGGCUCGCUGCCUCGUGGUUACGAUAUCCCAUAUCUGCGGAAGAGAGCUCUAUCAGAAAGUGCUCCCAUGACGAGCGAAGUCAUAAGGGCUAUUCCCCUGCUUGCAUCAUUUGUACCGUCCCUGUGCUGGCACAAGCCUGGGGAGAGGGGCACUCACCUCCUACUGAUUCCUACAGCAUCGUCUGAGGCAUCUUGCCAUCCCACAUACCUGCUCCAAAGCAGUUCAAGCAACUUCAGAAGUCACUGAGAGCUGGAGGAAAUGGCAGAUGUGGCCACAGAGCUCCACCAGUACACAAGGGGAGGGUAGAGCCCCCAUUGCAUUAGGAAGGAAAUGAGGACAAAAAGCAUAUUAGGAGCCCAGGAGCAUCUCCCAGCUCAUCUCAAGCUCCAUGUGAUGCUGCUGAGCUGAUGCUUUGCUGUGGAGCUGCUCUCUCCUCGAGCUGGGAACGUCUUGCUGCAAUACUGCACAGAGAGGCUGGGCUGUUUGUGGUCAGCCAAAAUCUGAUGGAGCUGCCUGUGUGUCUGUGUGUGUAUAUUUCUGUGGCUUUGUGCUGGUGGGGUUAGAUUAGCUGCUCAAAUUGACUCAGGGAAGUUUGCCUGAGUGAGGAGGAAGCAGAGCGGGCUGAUAACGAGGAAGUCAGUUAUCUUACAAGAGCCCUGCUGCUCUGCCUGGCUGCCAGCCCCAGCCCCACUUCCCCACUCCAGGAGGAUGGUGUGGUGGCAGUGGAAGCCACUGCAGAAUCUGCAGGGAAAGAGAGAGAGAAAAUGCUGGCUGUUUGCUGCUGGGAUGCCCACAUCCUGCUUCCUGGAGAGACAGGGCUCUGCAGGCAGUGGAGAGAGUGUGGGCCAUCAUCAUGCUGAGGUGGCAUUUAGGCACUUCCAAGUGUCCCACGGCUUGGGGAUGAGCAGCAGGAAGUUGGUUGGUGCCUGCUUGAAGAGGGAGCAACCCCCCAGCAAGGAAGGUUGCUAAGCAGGCAGGGGAUGGUAGCAGCAUCCUGCCCUGCCUGCAGGAAAGCCAGGUCCAGCACUUCUGAG
This is a messenger RNA of Meleagris gallopavo (turkey), 1772 nucleotides long. Lineage: Eukaryota; Metazoa; Chordata; Aves; Galliformes; Phasianidae. The record is from RefSeq and is a predicted model, not a curated record.